GCGCUGUGGCCGUGGCGGUGGCGCUGUUUCCGGCGGUGGUGAGUGAGAGGAGGGGGCCUGCGCUGGAGGAGAAGUUGAAGACAGCAGCGGAGCUAAAGGAACAAGAACCCCCCCCUCCAUCAUUCAAUCUGCGCUGUUACCUGGCGGGCCCCGGGCGGCUUCAUGCUCUGUGUCAGCGGGGACGUGUGAGCGUGUGUCGGCGGCUUCCCUGCGGCCAGUGUCGGGGUCCCGGAGUGAGGGGAAAAUGCCUUCUCUUCUCCCAUGGAGGGUUUCGCCCGCACUUGUGUUGCUUCUCCUCCCUUCCACUGUGGCUGCAGAAGAGUCAUCUCUGCUGGACGGCUGGCAAGAUGUCUGGCUCUUCCGAUUCCUCAUCAACAUGCUGGGAUACUCCACCAUCAUCAUCCCUGGCUACCUCCUCAUUAGCUACUUCAAGCGCACCAAUUACCUAGAAACAGGUAGUGGGAUUUGCCAUCCUCUAAUAAAGACCUGCGUGUUUGGCAGUGAGGCCAAAACAAGUCUGUUGGAUGACACGUCGGUUGCAUCCAGGAAUGAAGGAGACUCAGGCUCGUCAGUCAAACAGGGCAUCAAAUUAGUCUUUUGUGCUGCUGGACUUCAGGCUUCGUACCUGACAUGGGGGGUCCUGCAGGAGAGGGUGAUGACUCGUUCCUAUGGAGCCACGACUCCAGAGGAGGCGGGAGAGAAAUUCAAGGACUCCCAGUUCUUGGUCUUCAUGAACCGCAUCCUGGCUCUGACCGUGUCGGGCCUCUGGUGCGUUCUGUUCAAGCAGCCUCGCCACGGAGCGCCCAUGUACAAGUACUCCUUCGCCUCGCUCUCCAACAUCAUGAGCAGCUGGUGCCAGUACGAGGCCCUCAAGUACAUCAGCUUCCCCACCCAAGUCCUGGCCAAGGCCUCCAAAGUCAUUCCUGUCAUGCUCAUGGGGAAGCUCAUCUCCCGUAAGAGUUACGAAUAUUGGGAGUACUUGACCGCCGUGCUGAUCUCAGUGGGUGUCAGCAUGUUCCUGUUGUCCAGCACAACCAGUAAGCACCCAUCCAACGUCACCACCUUCAGCGGGAUCAUCAUCCUCGUGGGCUACAUCGUCUUCGACAGUUUCACCUCCAACUGGCAGGACAACCUGUUCAAGCACAAGAUGUCGUCAGUGCAGAUGAUGUUCGGAGUCAACCUGUUCUCCUGCCUCUUCACUGUCGGCUCGCUGCUGGAGCAGGGCGCCUUCUUCGAGUCGGUGGCCUUCAUGACGCGUCACUCCGAGUUUGCCUUUCACGCCGUGCUGCUGUCCGUGUGCUCAGCGUGUGGCCAGCUCUUCAUCUUCUACACCAUCAGCCAGUUCGGUGCUGCCGUCUUCACCAUCAUAAUGACCCUGAGGCAGGCCAUCGCCAUUCUCCUCUCUUGUUUCCUUUACGGUCACGCCGUCACCAUUGUAGGUGGAUUCGGUGUCGCCGUAGUUUUCCUGGCACUUUUCCUUCGGGUGUAUGCACGUAGCCGCAUGAAGUCGGGUCGACGGUCAGCGCAGCCGCUUGCACAGAAGGUGUAACACCAAACUGGGAACUGAGGCCACGUUUUCUGUGGUGCUUUUUGUCUUUUUUUUGUGUCUCUUGAUUUCUUAACCGUUUUCUUUUUCAUUCAUUUAUAUUGUUGUUAGCUACGGUACAGAAAGGGAUUAGCAGUUUUGACUCUUGCACCAAGAUGACCCCAAGGGGUCCAUGUGAUUUCAGUGCCUGCAGUAUUGUUUAAUACACAAUUCUCAGACCACAACUUGUCUCUUCAGUUCUUUCACAGUUAAAAGGUGGACUGUUUUUUUUUAUAACUACAAUAUGAUUUUUGAUUCCCAUCAGUCACGACUUGAUAACCAACAGUUAAGGCAAAUGUUUUUAACACUUUCACUUCCACCUCAUCGUUCGGCCAAGAAACCUUUUUUGCAUAUGUUUCUCAUUUGUAGUAUACUCUGCUUCCGGUUUCCACCUGCACGCCCAUGGAAUGGUCUUGUGAUAUGUGUUUUUAGAUGAAUGGGCGGGGAUUAUUACUGAUUCAUAGUUACACCUCAAAUGGACGGAGGACGUUAUAGUUUUGAAACGCAGUUUGGUAUCAUUUAAGGUACAUUAACUUCUCCCAGAGGAUAACAUCUGUAAUGGAGGGUGGUAAACGACGGGUUUUGUAAAAAGAGCACACCACGUGGAAAUUAAACAAUUUGGCCUUGACAUCGCUGAAGCAGAUGCUGCUGUCGCUCCAAAUUAUCCUUAAAUCAUUUUUUUGUUGUCCUCACAAUACAGAUUUUAUUUAAGAUCUCAAAAUCGAGCUGAAAAUGAUUGUGUAAAUAUAUUGUUUAUUUCCGACCAACUUGUCUGAUGUGUACUUUUGUAAAAGGACUGCUUUGUGCGCGUCACUUUUACAUGUGAAUGUUUGAAAGAAGUUUGAUGAUGCUCAAAGUCGUCACGGCGAUGUGAAGGUACUGUAGGUCCUGCAGAAGAGAAUUCAUACAAGGGAAAUGCAAUGUGACUGGUACCUUGUUUUUUUUUUAUCAUUCUAUUUCCUCUGGUAACUGGAUUAUUAAUAAAAUACUAAAUUAACUUAAA
This is a messenger RNA of Paralichthys olivaceus (Japanese flounder), 2588 nucleotides long. It is a transcript of the gene slc35b2, whose product is annotated as solute carrier family 35 member B2. Gene Ontology annotation, molecular function: 3'-phosphoadenosine 5'-phosphosulfate transmembrane transporter activity. The record is from RefSeq and is a predicted model, not a curated record. NCBI's taxonomy places the organism in Eukaryota, Metazoa, Chordata, Actinopteri, Pleuronectiformes, Paralichthyidae. Gene Ontology annotation, biological process: transmembrane transport. Gene Ontology annotation, cellular component: Golgi membrane; endoplasmic reticulum membrane.